AGCUGAGGAGCUUGAACUCCUACAAGCUGGCAUGGGGAGACAAACAGUGUCUCUUCCAGAAGAUGGUGACCAUGCAGAGAUUUCUAGACUUCUGGAAGAAACCUUUCCAAAAAUGGAAUAUCUUUGUGGAGGAUGGCUCUUGCAUAAGGCAACAGGUGGGAGUGGUCGACGAAAGCUCACUGUAAUUCCACCUGAAACAGAAGGAUAUUCUGUCAAAACACUGAAAGCUGUGUCAGGAGGUGGCAAAUCCACUUUUUACAUUGUACCUCUUCAGGAAACAUUAGACACAUCUCCUCUACCUCCCGACUCACAGCACUUUUCAAAGAUGCCAAAGAAGAUAUGUUCCCAGUGUAAUGAAGUUAUGCCUCUGCAGAUGCUUGCAGUACACAUCAAUACGUGCAAAGGAAAAUUCUCUCCUGAUGAGACUGAUGAUGAGGAAUCUGAGUUAUGCAUUGUGAAAAGCAAAUGCAAGGUUAUUUGUCCAAUAUGCACUAAAGACUUUCCUGAAGAUGAAAUCACAGUCCACGCGAGUCUGUGUGGGGAUAGCUUUCAAUGCAUGGUGCCUGAAGAAAAUGACCAAACUACAGGGACACCAGCUCAAACUUCAGUAUGCACAACAGACAGCGUGGAAGAUGUAUUGCGUUGCCUUGAACAACAAGUCGACACCACAACAGAAUUUAAGUUGUGUGUGGACAGAGAAGACCUUCCAGACAGAGGCAUUCUCCAGUGGCAGAGAAAAAAAUCUGCAUCUCCCACCAGUGUUCUUAGGGUGGUUUUCAUUGGAGAGGCAGGCGUGGAUACAGGAGCACUUAGGAAAGAGUUUUUGAGUGACAUGAUUUCAGGUAUUGAAAGCAGAUUCUUUGAAGGACCUGAGAACAAGGGCAAAAACCCCAAGUAUUCUCUGACCGAUCUUGAUAAUGAAAACUUCAGAACUGUUGGUGAAAUAAUUGCAGUCAGCCUCGCUCAAGGAGGCCCAUCUCCUGCCUUUUUCAAAGAAUGGUGCUACAAUUUCCUCUGCUCAGAGAGCAAAGUUGAAGAUGCAGCAGACAUACAGUCUCUGAUGAUGUGGGCUGAUGAAAUUGUCAGCUGUGGAUACACAAACCAGAUAAAGAUGGAUAGUAAGGAAAGCAUGAUACGUGCCAUUGUCUUACACUCUACAACAAGACUGAUUCCAAUGCUACAGCAGCUCAGAAAGGGCAUGGAACUGUAUGGUCUUGUGAACCUGAUGGCUGUAAAUCCUGAAGCUUGCCACAGUUUGUUUGUUCCUGGGAAAAUCCUCAAACCAGACGCUGAUUUCAUUAUGAUGAGCUGCCAACCACAUUUCAGUGAAAAGGGGACAUCUAGGGAGAGAACUGAGAGGAAGAUCAUAAAUUUUUUGCAAGAUUUCUUGCAGGAGAUUGAAGCAUCAGAAAAGACUUCAGAAACAUUUUCAAAUGUCACAGAUGGAAACACAGGUGGUGCAGGUGGUGAAAAUCAGAGUCUCUUGCUGUCCAGCAGCAUGUGCUCCAGUGGAUGA
Oreochromis aureus is the source of this 1516-nucleotide messenger RNA. RefSeq lists its product as uncharacterized. Gene Ontology annotation, molecular function: ubiquitin-protein transferase activity. The transcript has 14 exons. Lineage: Eukaryota; Metazoa; Chordata; Actinopteri; Cichliformes; Cichlidae. The record is from RefSeq and is a predicted model, not a curated record. Bases 32 to 1516 code for a protein of 494 amino acids.